Messenger RNA from Saccostrea cuccullata (small rock oyster), 2306 nucleotides. RefSeq names its product T-box transcription factor TBX20-like. Gene Ontology annotation, cellular component: nucleus. The record is from RefSeq and is a predicted model, not a curated record. Gene Ontology annotation, biological process: regulation of transcription by RNA polymerase II; positive regulation of DNA-templated transcription; cell fate specification. Gene Ontology annotation, molecular function: DNA-binding transcription factor activity, RNA polymerase II-specific; RNA polymerase II cis-regulatory region sequence-specific DNA binding. Lineage: Eukaryota; Metazoa; Mollusca; Bivalvia; Ostreida; Ostreidae. Bases 171 to 1592 code for a protein of 473 amino acids. The transcript has 7 exons.
UAUAGCAAUGGUUUAAUUGAAGUAGUUACAUAGAAUUGUUUGGCAGAUGAUAAACAAACGAUAGUUCGUGUGUGGUACCAUCUUUUAUAUUCUUAUUAAUAAACAUUUAUCUAGAGAAAGAUUUUAAUUUAUACGGAAAUUCGUGGAGAAAUUUCAUACAAAAACUGAGUAUGGAUUCUGAAGAAAAUUCCCGUGCUGAGAGUAUAACUGGAGAGAUGCCGUCCUCUACCAAAGCUGUCCAGCUAUCGUCCAAAGCCACGGCCUUCUCCAUAGCCGCUAUAAUGGAGGGGGUGACCCCAAAAUCUACUCCCGAAAACCCGCAGUCCAAAGAAAGUCUUCCCACCCUCGAAAAAUUUGUGGAGGAACAUACCGAUGCCACCCCUGAUGUGAAGAAAGUUGAAGGAAAGAAUGAGUUACAUGUAGAUAGUGACGAGGUAUCUACGACAACAUCUCCAGCCUGCAGCCGCGAAUUGGCGGGAGUGGAGUGUCGUCUGGAAACCAAGGAUUUAUGGGACAAAUUCCACGAGCUAGGAACGGAGAUGAUCAUCACAAAAACCGGGAGGCGUAUGUUUCCUACUUUCCGUGUUUCGUUUACCGGGAUUGAUCCAGAAUGGCGGUAUAUGGUUCUAAUGGAUAUAGUUCCGGUUGACAACAAACGAUAUCGCUACGCCUAUCAUCGCUCUUCCUGGCUAGUGGCGGGAAAAGCAGAUCCUCCCCUCCCGACCCGCCUCUACAUGCACCCAGACUCACCUUUCACCGGAGAGCAACUUCAGAAACAAACUGUGUCUUUCGAGAAACUGAAACUCACGAACAACAUGCUGGACAAAAAUGGCCAUAUUAUUUUGAAUUCUAUGCAUAAAUAUCAACCACGGAUUCACAUUGUAAAGAAGAAGGAGUCUUCCGGAAAUCAACCUAUUUCAAGUUUAGAUGCCGAGGAAUUUAAAACAUUUAUAUUUCCAGAGUCAGUUUUCAUUGCAGUAACAGCAUAUCAAAACCAACUGAUUACAAAACUUAAAAUAGACAGUAACCCCUUUGCCAAGGGCUUCAGAGAUUCUACAAGACUGACAGAGUUUGAAAGUUCUGCGAUGGGGGCGGAAUAUUCCUAUCCAUUGAUGUACAGGGAAGGUAUGGAAUCUCUCAUGCAGCAUCACGCCUACACGCGCUCCCCCUUACGGACCUACACGGAAACCGACCUCGAGGAAACUCUGAAGCAACACCGAGAAUUUAUGUCAAAAGAAGAGAGCGGAAACCUUGAGAAGUCUGGUAUGGUUCCUCCGUGGCCAGUCUGGCGCCCUAUCCCAUCUACCUUUUCGCCCUCAUAUAUGCCAAACGAUCGGUCGCUGUAUACCUUGUAUGGUGGACUCCUUGGCCUAAACACGAACUUCAUGAUUCCACCGAUGGCCUUUCACUCAUUUGUAAAUGCUAACAACUUAAGGAUCAGAGACAGCAUCCCAACAACUUCCGCUUCCUUUUCAGACUCUGUUUACCCAUCUACUUCCUCUUAUCGGUAUCACCCGUACCUCACACCCGACAAAAUUGCAGCGGCCCAAAAGGCAGCCGAAUCAUCUGUUGCCGAGAGCUGCCGACACUGAAGCCAAAUGUUGGAUAAAUAUGGUUAUGUCGAAUCCACUGACUGAAAUUAAUACCGUUGUCUUUCAUUUCAACUCAGCUACAUGGAUCUAGUCUUUUUAGUUGAAGACAUAAUAAUAACAUUGUUUAACCUGAUUGGACAAAACAAUUAUAGGAUUGGAGUUCAUAAUUUUUUCCCGAUGCAUUUUGAACCAUCCUUAGAGCUCUACUUUCAAUAUUGGUUUGAAGAAAAUCUUUUAAGAAUUAUAAACAAAUUUUCUUCGAUAGAAGAAUUUGUUUUUAUAAAGAAGAUGAUCAUAUUUUGUCGCAAGUGCAUGCAACAGAAGGGAAACAUUUUUGGACUAUAUAUACAUCAUAAGUGAAAAGCUGAAACAGCCAUAUAAUAUAAAUUAAGGUCACAUGUCUUUAUUUUUUUUUUGUUCUGAGCAUGCGUUAUCUUUUAAGAUGUCAUUUAUAUAUUGUUUUCUCAGGUCAGUGAUUGAGGAAAUCUACAAGACUCUUGUUUACUCGUGUGACAUAGUUGUUUUGUUGAUUAGUGCUAAUUCUAUGUGCUUUAGAAGUUGUGAUAUGUUUUAUCCUAAAGUAUAACGUUUGUGAUUGAUUAUUGCAUUUUACUUAAUACUAUUAAUAAACAAAUGAGACACAACACAAUUUUGAAUGUUGUUUAUUUCAAAGCACCACAAUUAAGAACAUGCAAAAUAUAAUUGAUCAAUAGA